Boeremia exigua is the source of this 1003-nucleotide messenger RNA. RefSeq names its product enoyl-CoA hydratase/isomerase-like protein. The record is from RefSeq and is a predicted model, not a curated record. Lineage: Eukaryota; Fungi; Ascomycota; Dothideomycetes; Pleosporales; Didymellaceae. The coding region runs from base 1 to 942 and encodes 313 amino acids. The transcript is spliced from 3 exons.
AUGCCCAACAUUCGCCUGCCCUCCUCCUACUCCGACCUCAACAGCACCUGGACCACGAUCCGCACCGACCCGCACCCGCCCGAGCCCAGCAUCAUCGUGCUCACGCUGCGGCGCCCGGGCAAGCACAAUGCCUUCACCGACACGAUGCGCGCCGAGAUCGAGGCCGCGUAUGCCAUGUUCGACGUCGACGAGCGCGUCAAGUGCGUGGUUGUGACAGGCGACGGGCGGAUUUUCUGCGCAGGCGCGGAUCUGGAGGUUGGGUUUGGGGAGGGGGCGGGCGCGCAGGGGGGCGAGAGGGUGCGGGAGCAUCGGGACGGCGGCGGCCGCGUGGCGCUCGCCAUCUUCCACUGCCGCAAGCCCACCAUCGGCGCCGUCCAGGGCCCCGCCGUCGGCAUCGGCAUCACCAUGACGCUGCCCAUGACGAUCCGGAUCGCGCACCGCAGCGCGAAGAUCGGGUUUGUGUUUGCGCGCCGCGGCCUCGUCAUGGAAGCCGCGUCGUCGUUUUUCCUGCCGCGGCUGAUCGGGCACUCGCGCGCGCUGCAUGCCGUGACUACGGGCGCCGUGUACCCCGCCGAGCACAAGCUGUUCGACGGCCUGUUCAGCGAGCUGCUGGACGAGCCGGCCGCGGUGCUACCGCGCGCGCUGGAGAUCGCGGCCGAUGUGGUUAAGAACACGAGUGCGGUUAGUACGUAUCUGAUGCGCCAGAUGAUGUACCGCGAUGCGGGGACUGCAGAGGGCCAGCACUUGCUGGACUCGCGGGUUAUCUUCGAGCUGUUUGGGAGCCCGGAUAACACGGAGGGGGUCAAGUCGUUCAUGGAGAAGCGGCAAGCGAGCUUCGUGGGGACGAUGGAUAACACGAAUGUCACGAGCUAUCCGUGGUGGAUGCCCAUCGACACGCUGGGCAGGGCGAAGGUGGAUCCGGCAGGGAAGCCGAAGAUGUGAGGGGUGCAAGGCAACCUAGGAGAGUGAGCAUCAGCAGAACAAGACUUCGCAAUCCAAGCUU